Molecule: messenger RNA, 1696 nt
Organism: Brassica napus (rape)
Lineage: Eukaryota; Viridiplantae; Streptophyta; Magnoliopsida; Brassicales; Brassicaceae
Exons: 1
Coding region: 257-928 (223 amino acids)
Source: RefSeq, a predicted model, not a curated record
AUUGGGGUAUGUACUUCAACCACGCGGCAUGGGGAAGCUCAAAUUGUUUUUGAGUUUCGAUAUUUUGAAACAUCACGGUCAAAUUAAUGUCAGAUAAGAAACCUCUUGCUAUUCCCUAGUCCAAACUCCCAAGUCACAACCUUGGUGGUUCAGUAUGUAAAUAUAUAAGCGAAUCAUUGUCUUCCUCAAGACACAGAACUUGGUUUGAAAACACUCUUCCGCUAUUCUUUUUCCUCAUUAUUGUUUUUUCUUUCCAAUGGAGGAAACAAAGUUUAGUCUGAGACUUCUGGUUGAUGAGAAGAGAAACAAAGUUGUUCUGGCUGAGGCUUGUAGGGACUUUGUUGACGUCCUAUUCAGUCUUCUAACACUUCCCAUGGGCACCAUUGUCAGACUUCUCGAGAAGCAUAACCAGCAGCCAAUGAGAUUAGGGUGUUUUAACAACAAUUACAAAAGUGUUUCAGAUAUGACCAUCGACGAUUUCGAGACUGAGGCUUGCAAAACUAUGUUGCUUUAUCCGAGGAGCACUAAGGAAAUCCAUUGCAGGAGGCUGAAGCUGAACGUAGAUGAUACUGAAGCUACAAAGUUCUUCACAUGCCCACGUUUUCCUAGGAGUUGCAGUAAGUACAGCAACUUUAACACUUCGAGGUGUAGCUGUGGAGGUUUGAUGACAAGAGAGUUUCAAGUUUCAGAGGAAGAUCAACUCGGAAGCCCAAUAGGAAAUAAUGAAGAUGGAGUGUUUGUUAGCUGUCGUUCCUCUUACAUUGUCACUGAUGAUAUGAGAGUGACUUUGAGCUCUCUAGGUGUUAUUUCAAAAGAGCUUAAUCUACUAGGAUAUGCAGAUUUUGAUGACGUUAAAGAGAUUCUUCUUGAUGUUGGCACUCAAGAGGUACCAUCUUCUUACCACACCAUUCAUUUAUUAUGGAUAUGAUUCUUUAUUCUAAUCUAGUAAUCUUAUCUAAAUGUGUAGGUGCUGACUCUACUUGGAAACUUUUUUGCUUCGGACUUUCCGUUAUCACGUACAUUCCUCGGCAAAGAUUUUCUAAAAAGGCCGUCUACUCAUGCAUUAGACGUUGGUUGUGUAAAAGGAGGCCAUGACUGUAAUGUGAAGAUAUUUGUCAGAAAGUCUGACAAGAAGAUUAUCUAUGCAGAGUGCAGUGAAGACUUUAUUGAUUCUCUUCUUGGUUUUCUUGUUCUCCCUCUUGAGUUGGCAUGGUCAUUAACUAACGACGGUUCAGUUUUGGGUUGGGUUGGGAAUUUGUGCCGAAGUGAGUGUAGAGAAGCUUCUUCAGCUUCCACUCCCUUGGCGGUACCUUAUUAUUAUUUAUUUUUUUGAAUUGAAUAUUAAAUUGAAUUCAAAAGAAAAAGACCUUUUUACAUCAUGUGACCUUUCUUAAACUUGUGUGUUAACUCCAUCCCUUUCCUAUAUCAACUUCACAGAUUUUUCAAAAAUUAUAAAACUUCUAUCUUGUAGCAAACCAAUACUGCAUCCCUUCUCCCAUCUUGAUAUCACCUCUUCUUUGUAUAAUGGUAAGCUUGUUCCUCAUGUUUUUAUCCAGCAACUUUGCUAAGAGUAUCGAUGGAGUUACAGCCUCUCCAUGACGUCUCCUAUUCCUCUCUCUCCAUAUCAUAUACACUGCUGCUUGAAACAUAUAUUUUAUCAGGAACAACUGCAUCUUCCCCCUUGUCAAAUCUCUCA